Molecule: messenger RNA, 2325 nt
Organism: Castor canadensis (American beaver)
Lineage: Eukaryota; Metazoa; Chordata; Mammalia; Rodentia; Castoridae
Gene: Wnt10b
Product: Wnt family member 10B
Biological process (GO): cell fate commitment; canonical Wnt signaling pathway; multicellular organism development
Cellular component (GO): extracellular region
Molecular function (GO): frizzled binding; cytokine activity
Source: RefSeq, a predicted model, not a curated record
GUGUGUGCGUGUGUGUACGCGCAUGCUGGGGUGGGGGGAGCGGCUGCGUUCCCCUGGUCAAGGCGGGGGGUGCGGGGGGGGUGGGGUGGGGAUGCCCCGGGCUCGGGGAGGGGCCGCAGAGCCGCCCGUGAGUUAGGCACGAGCAGAGCCAGAGCCCCCAGUGCUUUUCUUGCUCUCUCGUUAGCUCGCUCUCUCGAUCACUCCCUCCCUUCCUCCCUCCCUUCUUCCCGGCGGCCGCGGCGGCGCUGGGGAAGCGGAGAAGAGGAGUGGCCCGGCCCUGGAAGAAUGCGGCUCUGCCGAGGGGGCAGAACCCGAUACAAUCUCCCUACGGUUUAAGCCCCAAGUGGAGCCCAGGCGCCCGGACCCUGCACCCGAAUCACUGGAGGCGCUGAUCGAUCUGCCCACCGGAGCCUCCGGGCUUCGACAUGCUGGAGGAGCCCCGGCUGCGGCCUCCGCCCUCGGGCCUCGCGGGUCUCCUGUUCUUGGCCUUGUGCAGUCGGGCUCUAAGCAAUGAGAUUCUGGGCCUGAAGCUGCCCGGUGAGCCACCGCUGACCGCCAACACAGUGUGCUUGACGCUGUCGGGGCUGAGCAAGCGGCAGCUAGGCCUGUGCCUGCGCAGCCCCGACGUGACGGCGUCGGCGCUUCAGGGUCUGCACAUCGCUGUCCACGAGUGUCAGUACCAGCUGCGCGACCAGCGCUGGAACUGCUCGGCGCUCGAGGGCGGCGGCCGCCUGCCGCACCACAGCGCCAUCCUCAAACGCGGUUUCCGGGAGAGUGCUUUCUCCUUCUCUAUGCUGGCGGCUGGGGUCAUGCACGCGGUUGCCACUGCUUGCAGCCUGGGCAAGCUGGUGAGCUGUGGCUGCAGCUGGAAGGGCAGUGGUGAGCAGGAUCGGCUGAGGGCCAAGUUACUGCAGCUGCAGGCACUAUCCCGGGGCAAGAGUUUCCCCCACUCUCUGCCCAGCCCUGUCCCUGGCUCAAGUCCCAGCCCUGGCCCCCAGGACACAUGGGAAUGGGGUGGUUGUAACCAUGACAUGGACUUUGGAGAGAAGUUCUCUCGGGACUUCUUGGAUUCCAGGGAAGCUCCUCGGGACAUCCAGGCACGAAUGCGAAUCCACAACAACAGGGUGGGGCGCCAGGUGGUAACCGAAAACCUGAAGCGGAAAUGCAAAUGCCAUGGUACAUCAGGCAGCUGCCAAUUCAAGACAUGCUGGAGGGCGGCCCCAGAGUUCCGUGCUGUAGGGGCAGCGUUGAGGGAGCGACUGGGCAGAGCCAUCUUCAUCGAUACCCACAACCGCAAUUCGGGAGCCUUCCAACCCCGCCUGCGUCCCCGUCGCCUCUCAGGAGAGCUAGUCUACUUUGAGAAGUCACCCGACUUCUGUGAGCGAGACCCCGCUGUGGGCUCGCCUGGCACAAGGGGCCGGGCCUGCAACAAGACCAGCCGCCUAUUGGAUGGCUGUGGCAGCCUGUGCUGUGGGCGUGGGCACAACGUGCUCCGGCAGACCCGAGUUGAGCGAUGCCAUUGUCGCUUCCACUGGUGCUGCUAUGUGUUGUGUGAUGAGUGCAAGGUCACAGAAUGGGUCAAUGUUUGCAAGUGAGGGUCAGCCUCACCUUGGGGCUGGGGAAGGGCACUGUGUGAGAGGGGCACCUUUUCAGCCUGUUGCUCCGAUUUCUGUCCAGGGUCAAUCUUGACCCCCUGAACAUGUCUACCUGGAAACAGCUUUGGGGGUGAGGAUGGUCAAGUGGGGUCUGUGAUGUACAGCCUUAUCCCCACAGUUAGAGGGCCUCUGGGGGAAGCUGUCACUGCCUCUGUUCCUUAAAUACCUGCGGGGAAUAUGAUGAAAUGCACUGUAUUGCUCCUCUCUUUUCAAUCCCAGGUCCUCCCCUUUAACCCCCUCAUACUCCUUUUGGAUGGAGAGCCCCUAUAGUUUGACCAGUCCUCUUCCUUGAGGGAUAAAUCCUGGCAUUAUGUGGAGCCAUUAAGACCUAUAUCUAGAAAGAGACCACUCCCUCCUACUUUCAGUUCCCAAACUCCUCUACUGCAACUUGGACCCCCACAUGUGGGGCCAAGGGAGACAGUAGUAGUAGAGGUUUCUCUUGGAGAAACAACAGUGCUGGAGGAACUCUCCUGAGUCUUCAGAGAGCCCUUAGGGAAGGAGGUCUCCUUCCAUUCAUGUUAAAGUGGUCCCUUCAAAGGAAGGGUUUUACCUAAGACUCUUGGAGUCUCUUUUUUCCUUCUUCAGCAGGAGGGGUGGGAAUGGAUAAUUUAUUGUACUGAGAUUUGUUCUUGGUUCCUGUUUGAAACUGAAAUAAAUUAAGCUACUGGAA